This is a messenger RNA of Neofelis nebulosa (Clouded leopard), 2068 nucleotides long. It is a transcript of the gene ADCK5, whose product is annotated as aarF domain containing kinase 5. Lineage: Eukaryota; Metazoa; Chordata; Mammalia; Carnivora; Felidae. Bases 131 to 1876 code for a protein of 581 amino acids. The transcript is spliced from 15 exons. The record is from RefSeq and is a predicted model, not a curated record.
GCGUGGCCUCGGGCUCCGCCCACCGCCUUCGGGGCGGGGCGCGCGUGCGCCCUGCUCCCCGCCUCGCGGGGACUGCUGGGCCGGAAGACGCGAGUCUGCGGCGAGCGGGAGCCGAACGGCGGCCUGGAAGAUGUGGCGGCCGGCCCAGCUCUGCCGCGUCCACUCUGCCCUGCUGCGGAGUGGGCGGGAGCCCUGCCCGUCCCCUGCCACCUUCUUCAGGAGAAGCCUCAGGGUCCUGCCUGCAAGGUGGUCCCUGAGACCCCGGCCUCUGUGGAGGAAGGCGCUGUCUGCCACGGUGAUGGGGGUACCCCUGCUUCUUGGGAUCCGCUAUUUCACCGCAGAGCCUCAGGAGAAGAGAAGGAUGAGGCUUGUAGUGGACGGUGUCGGGCGCUUCAGCAGGUCUCUGAAGGUCGGCCUCCAGAUCUCCCUGGACUACUGGUGGUGUGCAAACGUCGUCCUGCGAGGGGUGGAAGAGAACAGCCCGGGGUACUUGGAGGUGAUGUCUGCAUGUCACCAGCGGGCGGCUGACGCGCUGGUGGCCGGGGCCAUCAGCAACGGGGGCCUCUACGUGAAGCUGGGCCAGGGGCUGUGCUCCUUCAACCACCUGCUGCCCCCGGAGUAUAUCAGGACCCUGCGUGUGCUGGAGGACAGGGCCCUCACCCGUGGCUUCCGGGAGGUGGAUGAGCUAUUCCUUGAAGACUUCCAGGCCCUACCCCACAAGCUCUUCCAGGAGUUUGACUACCAGCCGAUCGCUGCUGCGAGCCUGGCCCAGGUGCACCGAGCCAAGCUGCACGAUGGCACGGCCGUGGCUGUGAAGGUGCAGUACAUCGAUCUGCGGGACCGCUUUGACGGCGACAUCCACACUCUGGAGCUCCUGCUCCAGCUCAUCGAGUUCAUGCACCCCAGCUUCGGCUUCAGCUGGGUCCUCCAGGACCUGAAGGGCACCCUGGCCCAGGAGCUGGACUUCGAGAACGAGGGCCGAAACGCUGAGCGCUGUGCACAGGAGCUGCAGCACUUCCGCUAUAUCGUGGUCCCCCGCGUGUACUGGGACACGUCCAGCAAGCGUGUGCUGACAGCUGAAUUCUGUGAAGGCUGCAAGGUCAACGACGUGGAGGCCAUCAAGACCAUGGGGCUGGCAGUGAAGGACAUAGCAGAGAAGCUCAUUCAGACUUUUGCUGAGCAGAUAUUUUACACAGGCUUCAUCCACUCUGACCCCCACCCUGGCAAUGUUCUGGUGCGGAAAGGCCCAGAUGGGAAGGCACAGCUGGUGCUGCUGGACCAUGGGCUCUACCAGUUUCUGGAUGAGAAGGACCGGGCAGCCCUGUGCCAGCUGUGGCGGGCCAUCAUCCUGAGGGACGACGCGGCAAUGAAGACACACGCAGCCGCACUUGGGGUGCAAGACUAUAUCCUCUUCUCCGAGGUGCUCAUGCAGCGGCCUGUGCGCCUGGGGCAGCUGUGGCGCUCGCACCUGCUGAGCCGCGAGGAGGCAGCCUACAUGCAGGCCAUGGCGCGAGAGCACUUCGCGGACAUCGUGCGGGUGCUCAAGGCCCUGCCGCGGUCCAUGCUGCUCGUGCUGCGCAACAUCAACACCGUGCGCGCCAUCACCACCACCCUGGGCGCCCCUGUUGACCGCUACUUCCUCAUGGCCAAGAGUGCGGUCAGGGGCUGGAGCCGCCUGGCGGGUGUGGCGUACCAGAGUGUCUACGGUGCCAGCCUCCUGCGCCACAUCAAGGUCAUCUGGGAGACAUUCAAAUUUGAAGUGGCCCUAAGGGUGGAGACCCUAUCGAUGCGGCUCACUGCCCUCCUGGUUCGGCUGUUGUUCCAGCUGGGCCUCCUGCCGGAGACCCAGGAGCUCUCCCAGUACCUGGAGACCUAGGGAGCCCCAGGGACAGCAGACCUCAGAGCUCACCCAGCGUCCAAGCAACAGAUCAGGGCUGAAGGUGCACGUGCCCCAAGACCGGGGGCGCCGAGGCAGCGGUGGCCUGGAGCGGGUGUGGGGGACAACACGGGGCUGUGGCCACAGCCCAGCCGGGAGACCCUGUAAUGACCACAGACUCUCUUCAAAUCA